AAAAGUAAUCUCAAAAAAACAGAAAGGGUUAUUAUAAUCGAAAGCCCAACCCACUUUGAGGCUCAUCAAUUCAUCGCCGCUUUGCACUGAAAACCUCAACUCACCGGAAAAUCACCCGGAGUUCUUCGUCGGCCGCCACAUACAGCGAAAAACUAUUAUUGGAAUCUCAGAGAGCAUGGACACUCAAAAAAGCCAAGUUGAAAAGCAGCCUUCGUCAACUGCAGUUGCAACUUCAUGUCGAAAGAAAAAGCACGAAGAAGCCGCAUUCUUGGACGAUAUAAAGGAUCACAUUGACGAGUUCAUUCAUGCUUCUAUGGACGAACACAAAACCUGCUUUCAGAAAACAAUUAAAAAGAUGUUUGGUUUGUCUAAGGUAGUUGCUGAAGCUAAUGCUGCUAAAGAAGUUGAAAGUUCUUUGGCUCUUCAGACAGUUUUAAAAGAGUAAAUUUAUUAAUUUUGAUAUGAACUGCUAGGUUUAAUUGAGUCAUGUGGUAAUAACCAACACAUAUUUUGUUACUAUUUUUGCAUUAGGAUUUAAGUAAAUGAAGAAAAGCUGUUUUUUGUGUCUGAAAAUAAAAACUCUAUUCAUGAAUUGUCUAUUCUAGGUAAGAGAUAAUCUUCUCAAAAAUGAGGAAAAUUCAGUUACUACAUCUAAACUUGUAGAAAAGUU
Vicia villosa (hairy vetch) is the source of this 670-nucleotide messenger RNA. RefSeq lists its product as uncharacterized. Lineage: Eukaryota; Viridiplantae; Streptophyta; Magnoliopsida; Fabales; Fabaceae. The transcript is spliced from 3 exons. The record is from RefSeq and is a predicted model, not a curated record. Bases 176 to 445 code for a protein of 89 amino acids.